Molecule: messenger RNA, 873 nt
Organism: Penicillium cinerascens
Lineage: Eukaryota; Fungi; Ascomycota; Eurotiomycetes; Eurotiales; Aspergillaceae
Product: Zn(II)2Cys6 transcription factor domain-containing protein
Exons: 3
Coding region: 1-873 (290 amino acids)
Biological process (GO): regulation of DNA-templated transcription
Molecular function (GO): DNA-binding transcription factor activity, RNA polymerase II-specific; zinc ion binding
Source: RefSeq, a predicted model, not a curated record
AUGGCAGCACGACAAUCAACACCAGGUUCCGAUCACUCGCACUCCGACAAUGUUCGCAAGCGUGUCUGCAAGGCCUGCGAUCGCUGUCGCCUGAAAAAGUCCAAGUGUGACGGAGCAAGCCCGUGCUCGCGCUGUCGUGCAGAUAAUGCCGUCUGCGUUUUCGGAGAGCGAAAGAAGGCCCACGAUAAAGUGUACCCUAAGGGAUACGUUGAGAUGCUCGAGCAACAACAAGUCUGGCUGGUGCACGGCCUCCAGGAACUCUACCGACGAACCACCGAGGGCGAAGGAUGGCCCGGUGAGCGUUUGAAGACCGAGCCCAACGGCCACCCGCUCACCCACGACCUUCUUACUCGUCUCGGCGCCCUCGACCACACCAAGGGUGAGCGUUUCGAGGACAACCCCGACACCAUGCAGCACGAUCUGUGGCGGAACGGCAUGCAGCGCCAGGAAUCCUCUGAUGGGACCGAGAGCCCGCAGAGCCCCGUUGCUCGUACUCGAUUCUCUUCCGACGCCUUCUCGCAGACCCAGACCAUGCCGCCCACCCCGCCGGCUUACAGCCCAACGAGCAAUGCCCGCGUCAAGCAGGAAUCCAUGCCCAGCAACCCCCAAUUUAUGCACAACGGUCUGCCCAUGCAAGGCGUCGUCAACCCACUGGCUCUACAGGGUGGGCAGCAGUGGCCGAACGGUGGAUUCAGCUCCUUCGACGACAUGGAUAUGAUGAUGUCCGGCUCCGAUUACGCCAAUCUGUCCUUCGACGAACCCAUGUCUUCGCCCAUGUUUAAUCGCCAGAUGCCUAUGAACUGUGUCGGCAAUGACUACGACGACUUCAAUCAGUUCUUGAAUCCAAACCCGACGGAGAUCACUUCGGUUUAA